UUUCAUCCAAAAAAGUGUUUCUGGUGAUUCUAAAUUUUCGUAUCUUAUUCAAAUUUUGGCCAGUUCAAGAAAAGUAGCACAUAUCAAUUGGCAUUUAAGUUGUAAUCUAAAUUCAUCGCAUUGAUGUAUAGCGCGCAUAUCGAUAUAUACAUCACUAAUAAAUACAACAAUACACAAUACAAAAUCGUGAAAAACAAAAAUUAGAAAAAAACAAUGGACCUGCAAGUAAUAAUGCAACAAAUGAUGCAAGACUUAAACGGAUAUGGCUAUAGAAAUGCAAUGCAAGCGGGUCAGCAGCCCUACGACCAAUAUCCGCAAAAUAGUGUAUUCGACCAGGCCCCGGGUCCAGAAGAACAGGACGACGAAGAUGACGAGGACGAUGAUGAACAACGCACCUUGUUCUGUGGAAAUCUAGACCAACGCGUUACAGAGGAAAUCCUGUACGAAGUUUUCGUGCAAGCAGGUCCUAUUGAGGGUGUACGCAUUCCCUCGGACAACACUGGACGGCAGCGCAACUUUGGGUUUGUGAUAUAUCAGCGAAUAUCUGCGGUUCCGUUUGCAUUGGAGCUGUACCAGGGCUUGGAAUUGUUUCAAAAAAAGGUUACAAUCAAGCAGCAAGGGGCAGACAAGGUCAAGCCGCCAUCAUUUGGACAAAAUCGUUUACACAACCCGUUCAUGUACGAGUUGCCCGGUCAUUUACCUAAUGAUUUUGGAGCACCACGCCACGGUCGUCACAGCUUACACGGUGCCAGACCAUAUGAUCGAAGUUCUGGCGCGAACAACAAGUACAAUAAUGGGGACCUGCGUCGCCGCUCCGACAGCUCAGUUAUGGAUCGCAAUCGGCCGAGGGCACAUCCGUAUCCUCAGCACUACCAUCAGCAUGAUAGACGUUCGGAUCAACGCAACAAUAACAAGCGAAGAUUACUUUGAGCCUAUGCCUCCAAUAAAAUCAGAAUCAGUUUAAUGUAACAAUUUUUUUUUAUUAGUCUUUAAGUAUCGCUUACAAACAUCUAGAUAUAAACUUUUGUAUGUAUCGUAAAGCAGAGGUCUAAAUCAUAACAUCACACUAAUGCCCUUCAUCAA
This is a messenger RNA of Drosophila miranda, 1083 nucleotides long. Its product is annotated as RNA-binding protein 7. The transcript has a single exon. Gene Ontology annotation, molecular function: single-stranded RNA binding. The record is from RefSeq and is a predicted model, not a curated record. Gene Ontology annotation, biological process: regulation of alternative mRNA splicing, via spliceosome. Gene Ontology annotation, cellular component: nucleus. Lineage: Eukaryota; Metazoa; Arthropoda; Insecta; Diptera; Drosophilidae. The coding region runs from base 214 to 930 and encodes 238 amino acids.